ACUACUUCAUUAACUAUUAAUCAGCAAAUUAAACCCUAAUCACUAUCACUGAAAAAAGAAACCCUAGUCACUAUCAUUUUGAAUCUUCCCUUCCCUCCAGAAUAACCAGAAACUAUCAUUUUGAAUCUUCCCUUCCCUCCAGAAUAACCAGAAUCUUGUUUCUCUCCCAACAAUCAGAUAUAUUGAAUCAUGAGUAGUACUUCAAAGCAAAACCGGGGUGAUGGUUGCAAAAGGGCAAAGCGUAGCCGGUCAUUAUUGCCAGAGGAAGAAGCUGAUCAAAGAGGUAACACGGGAGGAGGAGAAGAUACUUUAAAGAAAGAUAGCGAAGCGGAUCAAAGAGUUAACGUGGAUGGAGGAGAAGUUACUCUAAAGAAAGGUCCGUGGACAAAGAAAGAGGAUGAAAUUUUGGUAGAUCAUAUUAAAAAGCAUGGAGAGGGAAACUGGAAUGCGGUCCAAAAGGAAUCCGGACUUGCUCGCUGUGGGAAAAGCUGUCGUCUCCGAUGGUUUAAUCACUUGAGGCCAGGACUGAAAAAGGGUUCGUUUACUGCUGAAGAAGAACGCCUAAUCUUUGAGUACCACUUUCUGAAGGGAAGCAAGUGGGCUCAUAUGGCUGCAUUGUUGCCUGGACGUACGGAUAACGAGAUAAAGAACUUUUGGUACACAAGAUCUAAGAAACGGCAACGAGCAGGCUUACCGAUCUAUCCUAACGAGAUAACAUCCAAAUAUUCGUUUAAUGGCAGUCAAGAAAGUGCUGACAUAUUGGCAAAUGAAUCCAGCCAGAGUGAUGAAACAGAAAACUUCAACAUGGAUAUAACUGACUUGGACCUUAAAGAUUACAAAUUCUGCCCAGAUAUGUUGCCACCGUUUUUUGAUUCACAAGAUGCAUGGAUAAGGCACAGAUAUUUGAUCAGUAGCAGUAGUGCUUCUGUCCCGGAAGUAUUUGAUCAGUAUGGCCAAUAUCCUAUGUUGUCUACUCCAUUUGAUCCGAUUCUUGACACCAACCUUCUUCAUGGAUAUGAUAAUCCUAUACCCGGUUUUCAUGCCGCGUCAAAUAUCUCUUCUUCUGAGCCCAUAUAUGGGUCCAUGAGUUUUGAGCUCCCUUCAUUCCAAAGUUCACCGACUCAACAGUGUACCUGGAGCGGCAUGUAUGUGUCGCCACUUCCCUCAUUUGAGUCUGUUGACACGCCGGUUCAGGCUCCUCCGAUUGAGUCUUGUCUGUCCGUUCCAGUUCCAGUUCCAGAUUCUCCGGAUUGGAGUCAUUUAAUUGAUCCAAUAGUAUACUACAAUUCAGAUCAAAAUUUAGAAGGCACGAGUAUUGACUCAUUGCAAGCAAAUACUGAGAGCAUGGCUCCCAAUGAGGCAGACAUUAGUACACAAUGGAAUGGACUAGAUUAUGAUCAAUGCCCUGCUUUAAGUACUCGCCAAAUAAACAUCUCAAGAUGGUUCCACUCAGAAAUUGAAACCUCUCUGGAUGAUAUUUACGGUGAUGCGUUUAAUGAUCAGCUUCCGGCUGAUUCUUCUUUUGACAAAGAAGAUAAUUUGAAUCAGAAAGGUUUGGCGCUACCAAAUGCCGUGCUCGACUCUGGCUGACAUUGAGUAAAAAUGAUGAUCAAUGUAUUGUUGUAACUUGUGUAUUUGCUUGAUCAAAAAAUUUUGUUUUUCAUCUUAUGUAAAUUGCGUGUUAACGUAACUUGUGUAUUAAACUUCAUCAUCUUAUGAUUAGGGUUUUUCUUUUUUUAUUUGGCAAAGUCUCUGGGAUUUCAAUUUGUUGAAUGUUAUGAACAUGG
Molecule: messenger RNA, 1787 nt
Organism: Lathyrus oleraceus (garden pea)
Lineage: Eukaryota; Viridiplantae; Streptophyta; Magnoliopsida; Fabales; Fabaceae
Product: transcription factor GAMYB
Exons: 4
Coding region: 190-1590 (466 amino acids)
Source: RefSeq, a predicted model, not a curated record